Diaporthe batatas is the source of this 817-nucleotide messenger RNA. RefSeq lists its product as uncharacterized. The transcript is spliced from 3 exons. Bases 197 to 727 code for a protein of 176 amino acids. Gene Ontology annotation, biological process: tetrahydrobiopterin biosynthetic process. The record is from RefSeq and is a predicted model, not a curated record. Gene Ontology annotation, molecular function: 4-alpha-hydroxytetrahydrobiopterin dehydratase activity. Lineage: Eukaryota; Fungi; Ascomycota; Sordariomycetes; Diaporthales; Diaporthaceae.
CCGAUCUCUUCUAAAAAUCGUGGCGGUAGUAUCGUGAUAACAUGUGUAAUUUCAGAGUCGAAAGCUGCCCAGAUCCUUACGUAAUACCGCAUCCAUCUCAGAACAUCAUCAACCUCGACUUGGUAGUUUGUCCUGCUCCAGCAGGAUCCCCACAAAAUUCGAGAAAGACCACUCCAGAUCCCGAGUCUAAUCCACGAUGAAAGCACUCAGCUUUCUGAGGCCAGCAACCAGACCAUUCCUACUCCAGAAGCAGCCCACUCUCCCCACCCGGUCGUUCUCCAAGACAGCAGCCGCCAUGGCAGCAACCCCCAAGUUCGCCGAGGGCUCAGACGAGGCACGCCUGAAGCAGGAGCUGGAAGGACUCCUGGCCAACAACAGGUGGGCCCUCACGGCGGACGGGCAGGGCAUCGAGCGGUCCUUCAAGUUCAAGACGUUCGCCAAGACAUGGGACUUCAUGACGGCCGUGUCGCUGCAGUGCAAGAUUAAGAACCACCACCCGGAGUGGUCGAACGUCUACAACACCACUUUCAUCCGCUGGACGACGCAUAGCCCACCGGGCCUGUCGGCCAAGGACACGGAGCUGGCGGCCAUCUGCGACGGGUACGCGCAGAGCUUCGGGGAGGUCAGGGAGGAGCCCUCGUCUGGCGGGCAGAGCUGUCAGCUGAAGGGGCUCGCGGACCAUGUCGCUUCUACGUCUGGGGACUGCUGCGUCCCACCUAAGAAAUGAAUGAAGCUGACUGAGCCGAGGACGUGGCUGGCGGAGCUUGUAACAUAAGACGGAAAUUUCAGCAUCACAAUCCAUGGCAUUUGGAGUUCA